This is a messenger RNA of Gryllus bimaculatus (two-spotted cricket), 966 nucleotides long. NCBI's taxonomy places the organism in Eukaryota, Metazoa, Arthropoda, Insecta, Orthoptera, Gryllidae. The record is from the annotation of a GenBank genome assembly.
AUGGUCGCGUCUCCCGUCUUUCUUGUGGCUCUUCUUGCCGCGGCAGCAUGCGCGCUGCCAGCUCAACAGCGCUACAUGUGGAUGCCCGACGGCAACGGCCUCCUGCACUUGGUGGACCUCACGCAGGAGGAACCUACUCAACGGCUCGACGGAGCCAAAGACGUCACUCUCAAUCUCUACACGCAGAAAAAUCCAACUUCUGCCCAAAUUAUUCAAUUGAAUAACGUGCCUUCCAACUUCGAUGCUAGCAAGCCCACUCGCUUUGUAAUCCAUGGAUGGAAUUCUGCGGCAUCACACAUGGACCACAUCAGACAAGCUUAUAUUGCAACUGGCAGUGGUUACAAUGUCAUCUUGGUGGACUGGUCUGGCAAAGCCUCUGCAAUUUAUAGUUCAGCAAGAUCUAGUGCUCUUGAAGUAGGCAAAUAUGUUGCCGAAGUUGUAAACAACCUGAUAAGUUUGAAAGGAUUAAAUCUCAACACUCUGUACAUUAUUGGUCACAGUUUGGGAGCCCAUGCAGCUGGUGUUGCUGGAUAUAAUCUUAACUCAAAACUUGCCCGAGUCGUCGGUCUGGAUGCUGCUGCACCCCUCUUUGGUUCGACGUCCCUCCCUAACCGCCUGGAUGCCACUGACGCCCAGUUUGUUGAAGCAAUUCACACCAAUGGGGGUCUUCUGGGUUGGGAAGAUCCACUUGCUGAUGCUGAUUUCUUCCCCAACGGUGGAUCAUCUCAGACUGGAUGUGGGCUGGAUGUAGGAGGUUCUUGCAGCCACAGUCGUUCACAUCAAUACUACGCCGAAUCCAUCACUUCCAAAAACUUUGUUGGAACUCAGUGCUCAACUUACAAACAGUACAGUUCAGGCUCGUGUUCAUCAAACCCGACUGCCAUCAUGGGAGAAUGGACGCCGACAAGCGCAUCUGGUUCCUACUGGCUCGACACGAACAAAUCAUCCCCUUACGCCAAAGGCUAA